AUAGAAACAUGGCGGAGCAGCGACAAUAAAGAUCAAUAUUUAGAACAAUCAACUUCGCAUAGAAAAAUUAUAAGGCGGUGGAACCAGCUGUCCCGGUUGCAAAGAUCACUGGUAUAUGCAUUUGUCAUAAUACUGGUAAUAUUAUUAGUAAUCUUGUUAACGUCAAAAGCAACACCUACAAAUAUUAAAGUUGAAUUGAAUUCAUUAAAAAAUUCAUCUCUAGUCAACGACCAUCAGGCAGCUGAUUCGGCCCAAACCAGAGGGCGACCGCUAGUAGGUAUUAUUAAUAGUAUGUUAUGUUUGAAAGGUCCAGGCAAUGCUCGCCAAUUUGCUGUGGUGGAAUCAUUUAAACACGCAUGGAGGGGUUACAAGGAUCACGCAUGGGGCCAUGAUAACUUGAAGCCGGUCUCUGGGAUGUCAUUCGAUUGGUUUUCACUGGGUCUCACCAUUGUCGACAGUCUCGAUACAGCCUAUAUUAUGGGUUUGAAUGAAGAGUUCGAAGAAGGCAAAGAGUGGAUAAAGAACGAAUUAAUAUUCACAAAGAACAAAGAUGUCAAUUUCUUUGAAGUGACCAUAAGAGUACUCGGAGCGCUGUUAACAAACUUUCACUUUACAGAAGAUGUCAUGUUUCUCGACAAAGCCAAAGAUCUCGGCGAACGUCUAAUGGCAGCGUUUUCAUCCCCUUCCGGUAUACCCUACUCUGAUGUGAACCUGGGGGCUAGAACUGCGCAUGCACCAGAAUGGUCACAUUACAGCACUACCGCCGAAGUUACUACAGUGCAAUUGGAGUUCAGAGAACUUUCUAGAGCAACUAAUAAUCCUAUGUUUGAGGAGGCGGCGUCAUCGGUGUCGGAGAAAAUACACCAGUUACCAAAGAAACACGGCCUCGUACCAAUAUUUAUAAAUCCGAACACUGGUCAUUUUCUUCCUCACGCAACCAUUACCCUCGGAGCCAGGGGUGACAGCUAUUACGAGUAUCUGCUAAAACAAUGGCUACAAACUGGAAAAACUAUUAAUUACUUAUUAGAUGACUACGUGACUGCUGUAGAGGGCGUGAGAGAAUUUUUGGCAAAGCGUUCUUCUCCUAACAAAAGAUUAUUUAUUGGCGAGUUGACGUCUGGAUCAGAGUCAUUCAACCCUAAAAUGGACCAUUUAACCUGCUUCCUCCCCGGCACAUUGGCACUUGGUCACGCCAAUGGUUUGCCAGAUUGGCACAUGACUAUGGCUGAAGAAUUACUAUAUACUUGCUACUUGACAUAUGCAGCUCAUCCUACUUUCCUCGCUCCAGAGAUUACACAUUUCAAUAUGGCUAGUACAACAGAUGAUAUGUACACGAAGACAGCUGAUGCGCACAGCCUCCUACGUCCCGAGUUCGUUGAGAGUCUGUGGUACAUGUAUCAAAUAACUGGCAACACUACUUACCAAGACUGGGGAUGGCAGAUUUAUCAGGGUUUCGAGAAAUACGCCAAAGUGCCAAACGGCUACACAUCCUUAGCGAAUGUGAAAGCCGAAAAGCCGAUACUAAGGGAUAUGUUGGAAUCAUUCUUCUUAUCGGAAACCCUCAAGUACCUAUAUUUGCUGUUCAGCGAUGACAGAUUUGUAAUCGACUUAAGCAAAUACGUAAUGAACUCAGAGGCUCAUCCCUUACCGAUACACAAAAAUUAA
Molecule: messenger RNA, 1665 nt
Organism: Melitaea cinxia (Glanville fritillary)
Lineage: Eukaryota; Metazoa; Arthropoda; Insecta; Lepidoptera; Nymphalidae
Gene: alpha-Man-Ib
Product: endoplasmic reticulum mannosyl-oligosaccharide 1,2-alpha-mannosidase
Exons: 11
Biological process (GO): carbohydrate metabolic process; N-glycan processing
Cellular component (GO): endoplasmic reticulum; membrane
Molecular function (GO): mannosyl-oligosaccharide 1,2-alpha-mannosidase activity; calcium ion binding
Source: RefSeq, a predicted model, not a curated record